CCCGGCCGGGGUCAGAGGCAGGGCCAAGCUCUCUCCCACACAGCCGCCACUCGAGGAGGCGGGGGUGGUGAACAAACCGAGAGGGGCUUGACUUUGCUGGGGGAACGGAGGGCAUCAGUGCCUGGCCAGUCCUGGGCAAAUCGCCUCCUUUCUUCCCAGCCAGUGCCCAACAGAUCCCGCGACCCCGCCCCCCCCAAGUGCUGUCCCGCUGCCCCCUCCAGACUGUGCCCUGGCCGCCCCAACUCCCCCCUCCUCCACACUGCGGAGGUGAAAGCCAGUGCUAAUCCAGGUCAAUGUCUCCCACCCUUGGGAGGGCUGUAACAGAUGAUGGGGGGGGGGGAGAGACCCAAACAACAACAAACAAAAAGCCCCCUCCCCAACACACACAAUCAUAAUAAAGUCCAGUUCCUUUCCACCCGCUCCCAACUUUAGCCCUGGCUGCUGCCCGGGGGGUUUUAAUCUUACAAAGAGAAAGGGGGGCUCCCUGCGCAAAAUUACGCCUUCUCCUCUCAUUUGUUAGCUGAUUCCAUCAAAAAGUUCGCUAUUUAUAGGCUACACACAGGGAGCCGGAGGAAUGCAAACCCUCCCGUGCUUGUUCCCUUUGCAAAGUGACCGGUCCUGCAGCAUCUGAUCGGCGGGUGCGUGCGUGUGUGUGUGUGUGUGUGUGUGUGUGUGUGAGCCAGAGAGCCAGCUACAAGCAAAGAGGGGGAGAAGAUCUCCAGCCGAGAGACUUCUUAAUUGCUCCGAGCUGCUCUGCCAUCCAGCCAUGUGAGUACCCAGCCAUGAUCACCUUUUGCACAGAUGGUCACUGAAAUCAGGCACAGACACUUUUUGCCUUUUUUUUUUAAUCCUUCUUUCCCUUUCUCUUCCUUUAUCUCCCCGCUUCCUUUCCACCUCUUCCCUCCUCUAGGUUUUUUUUUCCUUUCUUUUUAGUUGUAGUUUGCGCGGUUUCUCCCUCCCGAAGAGGAAGAAUGAACCGUAGGCAAAUGUCAAGGGGGAAAUGUGCUGGAGAAAAAGGAAAGAAGGAGUGGUGAAGGAGGGAGGAGGAGGAGGGUUUUGCUAAGCGAUCGCCUUCUCCCCUGAGUUCGAGCCGGCUGGGAAUUAGCAACAGAAAGAUAAGGCAGGUUAUAUCCCCCUCCUCCCUUUCCCCAGCUCUGCUUUUCGACCCCUAGACAAUGAUACAAGUCUGGAGAGGGGGAUCGAUGUAUAGGAAUUUGGGAAAGGAGGGAGGCUUGAUAACAACCGCGUGUUUAAAGAAGUGGCUGUCAGACAGCUUGUGCAGACCGGCAGGUAGGGAGGGAUGCAGCUUGCCCAGGAGCCCGGGCUCCGGGAGCACAGCUGGGAAGGAGAAGGCACAUCGCACAGUGUGCUCUCCAGGCUCCGCGCCGUCUCAGCCCGCUCCGUGCACGGGGACGAUGGCCAGACGUCCGGCCCCUGCCUGCAUGCUUUCCAAGGCAUCCUCCAGCCUCAGUGUGACCCCAGAAGUGAAGUCAAGCCCCACACGGUGCAUUUUAAGAAAUUGCCCAGUUGACUCAGGAAGGGGGAAAUUGCGAUGUGAGAUAGGGAAUGUGGCUCUUGGGAACAUGGCUGGAGAGGUAUGGGGGAUGCAAAGCCUGCUAGGGACCCCGGGGGUGUGUGAAAAGUGGGGAUUUGCUUACAGCAGGGAAAGGCACUUUUCUCCAACAAUACUUGAGCUCUGAUCGUGCACUCCCAGGGCAGGGUAGCACUACACGAGCAGAGUCAGGGUUAUCCAGGGCAUGAGGCAGUGCUCCCGGGAUGUAACCUCUCUGGCCGUUUAAACACAAAGAAGAGGGAGAGAAGGAGUUUCACUUGGAAAUCCAGAGAGCACGGCUUCUCUGCAGAAUGUCAAGCAAAGAUCGACACAUUGAUUCUAGCUGUUCGUCAUAUAUCAAGACGGAACCAUCAAGCCCCGCCUCUUUGACGGACAGCAUCAACCACCACAGCCCUGGUGGCUCUUCAGACGCCAGUGGGAGCUAUAGUUCAACCAUGAAUGGACAUCAGAAUGGGCUGGACUCGCCACCCCUCUACCCUUCCGCCACGGGGCUUGGAGGCAACGUGCCAGUCAGGAAACGAUAUGAUGACUGCUCCAGUACCAUUGCUGAAGAUUCACAGACCAAGUGUGAAUAUAUGCUGAACUCGAUGCCCAAAAGACUGUGUUUGGUGUGUGGUGAUAUUGCAUCAGGGUACCACUAUGGGGUGGCUUCCUGUGAGGCCUGCAAGGCUUUCUUCAAGAGGACAAUUCAAGGUAACAUAGAAUACAGCUGCCCAGCAACGAAUGAAUGUGAAAUCACAAAGCGCAGACGCAAAUCCUGCCAAGCCUGCCGCUUCAUGAAGUGUCUAAAAGUUGGCAUGCUGAAAGAAGGGGUCCGUCUAGACAGAGUACGUGGAGGUCGCCAGAAGUACAAGCGCAGAAUAGAUGCAGAGAAUAGCCCAUACCUGAACCCUCAGCUAGUUCAGCCAGCAAAAAAGCCAUAUAACAAGAUUGUCUCUCAUUUACUGGUGGCUGAACCAGAGAAGAUCUAUGCCAUGCCUGACCCCACUGUUCCAGACAGCGACAUCAAAGCGCUCACCACCCUUUGUGACCUGGCAGACAGAGAAUUGGUGGUCAUCAUUGGAUGGGCUAAGCAUAUUCCAGGUUUCUCCACUUUGUCUCUGGCUGACCAGAUGAGCCUUCUGCAGAGUGCUUGGAUGGAGAUUUUGAUUCUGGGUGUUGUAUACCGAUCACUGUCUUUUGAAGAUGAGCUUGUCUAUGCUGAAGAUUAUAUAAUGGAUGAAGAGCAGUCCAAAUUGGCAGGCCUUCUUGACCUCAACAACGCCAUCCUGCAGCUGGUAAAGAAAUACAAGAGCAUGAAGCUGGAGAAAGAAGAGUUUGUCACCCUCAAAGCUAUAGCGCUUGCUAAUUCAGACUCAAUGCACAUAGAGGAUGUUGAAGCAGUUCAGAAACUUCAAGAUGUCUUACAUGAGGCUCUGCAGGAUUACGAGGCUGGUCAACAUAUGGAAGACCCACGUCGAGCUGGCAAAAUGCUGAUGACUCUCCCGCUUCUGAGGCAAACCUCCACUAAGGCGGUGCAGCAUUUCUACAACAUCAAACUGGAAGGCAAAGUUCCCAUGCACAAACUUUUUUUGGAAAUGCUGGAGGCCAAGGUUUGACUAAAGCAUCAUGGGCCUUCCCAUCAUGCACGUUGAAAAAAAAAAGGGAAAAUAAACAGGAUAAUAAUGGCAAAGAAACUUAGUGUUUAAUUAAGAAAAAAAAAUGACUGCACUGAUAUUAGCAGCAAGACUGUGAAGCAGCUUUCAGCUCUUUCUUCUGUGUCUAUCUGAUGCAGUUUUCCUUUUUCUUUUCUCUCUUUCCCUUUUCUGUUCUUUUAGUUUUUUUCUUUUUCUUUUCUUUUUUUUUCCUUUGCUGCUGAACUUUUUAAAAGAGGUCUCUAAUUGAAGAGAGAUGGAAGCCAGGCCUGCCAAAGGAUGGAAAUCCAUAAUAUGGAUGCCAGUGAACUUAUUAUGAACCAUAAUGUCCCCAAUGACAAAGGAAUCAAAGAGAGAACCAUCGUACCUAGCAGUACAGUACAACACGAUGAACUGACUGAAUGCAGUAUUAGAUUUCAUAGGAGCAGUCUCUAAUUAGACGACUAAGCGACGAUGCAUCGGCUGCUUCUUAUCAUUGCAUUUUCCAUCUAGAUCAGUUACAGCCAUUUGAUUCCUUAAUUGUUUUUUCAAGUCUUCCAGAUAUUUCUUAGGUUAGCUACGAUGUAACUUUUUCAGGGAAUAGUUUAAGCUUUAUUCAUUCAUGCAAUACUAAAGAGAAAAAAAUACUGCAUUAUUGUGCUGGCUUGAACAAUGAUGAACAAUAAUGAAGGACAAAUGAAUCCUGAAGGAAGAUUUUUUUAACUGUUUUGUUUCUUCUUACUAAUGGAGAUUUUUUUGUACCAGCUUUACCACUUUUCAGCCAUUUAUUAAUGUGGGAAUUUAUCUUACUAAAGCAAUAGUUGAAGGGAAGGUGCAUAUUAUCACGGAUGCAAUUUAUGUUGUGUGCCAGUCUGGUCCAAAACAUCCAGUUUCUUAACAUGAGCUCCAGUUUAUAACUAAAUGUUCACUGACUGAAAGGAUUAGAUUACACCUACAGUAUAUCUGAGUAGUCUAAUAUAUACAUACUCCAUAUUGAAUACAAAUCUGUAAAGAUGUUAGGAAAAUGCGACCGUAUAUAAGUACAAUCGCUACAUGAUCUCUAACUGCUUCAGUUGUAAACAAAUGAGAUACUGCCUGUUAUUUGCAAAAUUACAAAGUUCUUACAUGAAGACCUGUGAACCAAUAAUAACUUAGAGGCAAUAAGGCAAAUGCCAGGGUUUGCAAAAUUAAGAAAUCAGAAUAGUAGACUUCUGACCAAAAUCAAGAAUUUAACACUUCUACACUAUAUCUAUUAAUUUAAACUUUAUUUUGUAAAUUGCAAUCUUUAACAAGUAGCUAAACCAGUAUAUGUGCUUUUCAACCAGUAUUGUCACAGCAUGGAAGUCAGACAGUUUCAAGACUGUUAAGAGGUGUAAUCUAAUGUAUAAACUAAUUAGAUGCCCCCAGAAAACUACAGUCGCUAAAUAAA
Molecule: messenger RNA, 4615 nt
Organism: Gavialis gangeticus (Gharial)
Lineage: Eukaryota; Metazoa; Chordata; Crocodylia; Gavialidae
Gene: ESRRG
Product: estrogen related receptor gamma
Exons: 7
Coding region: 1864-3171 (435 amino acids)
Biological process (GO): regulation of DNA-templated transcription
Cellular component (GO): nucleus
Molecular function (GO): steroid binding; sequence-specific DNA binding; DNA-binding transcription factor activity
Source: RefSeq, a predicted model, not a curated record